AGGGGGCCCAGUUUCCAUCUCUGACCACAGGAAAUCUGUGUGUGGUUCAAAUGCAAGCAAGUCCAAGUCGCUUUUUGCAGUCUACUUGUGUGUGUGAGGAACAUACGGCAGCAUGACCAGCCAUGUGGAGCAUCCUGCUGCAGGCUACAGGAAGAUCUUUGAGACCGUGGAAGAGCUGAACGAACCUAUACCUGCUAAGAUCUCUGGUGUGAUACCUUCAUGGCUGGGCGGCAGUCUUCUCAGGAUGGGUCCAGGUCUUUUCGAGGUGGGAGAUGAACCUUUCUACCACCUGUUCGAUGGACAGGCUCUCAUGCACAAGUUUGACCUGAAGGAUGGUCAGGUGACCUACUACAGGAAGUUCAUCAGGACGGAUGCGUAUGUUCGUGCCAUGACAGAGAACAGAAUAGUCAUCACUGAGUUUGGAACAGCAGCCUACCCAGACCCAUGCAAAAACAUCUUUUCCAGAUUCUUCACUUACUUCAGAGGCAUUGAGGUGACUGAUAACUGCGUAGUGAACGUCUAUCCAAUCGGUGAGGACUUCUACGCUGUCACGGAGACCAAUUACAUCACUAAAGUUGACCCUGAUUCCCUGGAGACUUUAAAGAGGGUGGACCUGUGUAAGUACCUCUCAGUGAAUGGGGUGACUGCGCACCCCCACACUGACACAGACGGUACAGUCUAUAAUAUCGGCAACUGCUUUGGCAAGAACAUGAGUCUGGCUUACAACAUUGUCAAGAUCCCACCGGCUCAGAACGACAAUUCCGAUCCCCUGGAGAAAUCCCAGGUUGUCGUUCAGCUACCCAGCAGUGAGAGGUUAAAACCCUCCUACGUACACAGUUUCGGUAUGACAGACAAUUAUUUUGUGUUUGUGGAGCAGCCGGUGAAGAUCAACCUGCUCAAGUUCCUGUCGGCUUGGAGCGUCAGAGGAGCCACAUACAUGGACUGCUUUGAAUCCAACGACAGCAUGGGGACAUGGUUCCACCUGGCCACUAAGGACCCAGCAGAUUACCUGAGCAGCCACAAGUUCAGAACAUCAGCUUUCAACCUCUUUCACCAUAUCAACACCUAUGAGGACCAGGGAUUCAUCGUGGUCGACCUCUGCACGUGGAAAGGUCAUGACUUUGUGUAUAACUACCUGUACCUGGCCAACAUAAGGGAGGAGUGGGAGGAAGUGAAGAAAGCUGCGAUGAGAGCUCCUCAGCCUGAGGUCAGACGAUACGUACUGCCGCUGGAUAUACACAGGGAAGAGCAGGGAAAGAAUCUGGUGUCUCUGCCCUACACUACAGCAACAGCUGUCCUUCACAGUGACGGCACCAUCUGGCUCGAACCUGAAGUCCUCUUUUCUGGACCUAGACAGGCCUUUGAGUUUCCACAGAUUAACUACUCUCUGUGUCGUGGACAGAAGUAUUCCUUUGCCUACGGUCUGGGACUCAACCACUUCAUCCCUGACAGGAUAGUCAAGCUGAACGUGCAGACCAAACAGACCUGGGUGUGGCAGGAGGAAGAGUGUUACCCAUCAGAGCCGCUGUUCGUACCAACACCUGGAGCCACAGAGGAGGACGAUGGUGUGCUGCUGAGCAUCGUGGUGAAGCCAGGCACAGAGAGACCGGGCUUCCUGCUGGUGCUGGAUGCCAUGACACUGACAGAGCUGGCCAGGGCCGAGGUCAACGCCAUCAUCCCCGUGACCCUCCACGGCAUGUACAAACCAUGAUCCACACGUUGACCCCAACCCAGCCAAGACAUAUCCUUAACCCUCCUUCUCGUCAAGCGUGCACCUGUUGUCCUCCGGUUUGGUUUACCUGUUUAUAAAGCUUAAAGUAGCCUCUUUAUGAUUACCCAAUUGUAUGUUAUAUCAUUUUAAGCCAACUUCAUAAGUUGUUACCACUAGUUUUACACUUCUUUAUGGAAUUGAUGGUGAUAAACAUCAUUUACAUGAAAUUAUCGGUAAUCUUUGAGUAAAAUGAGCAGAAAUUAGGAAUUAUCUCGACUAAUAGUUAAGGUCAGAGAAACAUAUGUUUAUGGAUGAUCACAGAUUUUCACCCGGUUAGACCAUAAAAGUAAUGAUCAAUAAGUGGAUGGAACCAUCCAUGUUAUUUUUGGGAACUUUGGUUGAAAAGAAAGCCAUAUUUCUAAUGUAGAAACUUUGAAAACAGGUCAAAUUUGACCAGAGGACAACAUGAGGGUUAAAUAGGCUACACCGCCUUCACUUCCCUGUCAGCCAACUACAAAGUUGUGAGUGUCUUUUGAUUGGAAUGUAAAAACGGUUUCUUCUUAUAGACAAUUGAACAGCGUCUUGUAGCUGGUGGAUAAAAACAGUGCCUGUGUA
Perca fluviatilis (European perch) is the source of this 2326-nucleotide messenger RNA. Its product is annotated as retinal Mueller cells isomerohydrolase-like. Bases 113 to 1711 code for a protein of 532 amino acids. Gene Ontology annotation, biological process: retinal metabolic process; zeaxanthin biosynthetic process. The transcript has 14 exons. NCBI's taxonomy places the organism in Eukaryota, Metazoa, Chordata, Actinopteri, Perciformes, Percidae. Gene Ontology annotation, molecular function: beta-carotene 15,15'-dioxygenase activity; all-trans-retinyl-ester hydrolase, 11-cis retinol forming activity; retinol isomerase activity. The record is from RefSeq and is a predicted model, not a curated record.